AUGGUGCUGAUGAAGCGGGGAGGAUGUGGCCGUGGAUCCGUGCGGGUAGAGCGGUACCGCAAGCAGAAACUUGUGUCCAGAUUGAGCGACUCUGGUUUCGAAGAGGACUUUGCAGCUUCCCCUCCUCCUCCUCCUCCUACCUGGGAAGCCCCGUUGCCUCUGGGUGCGGAGGAACCGGAGGUCGACCCGGCUGGACACGCUUUUACUUGGUACCUCCAGUACGGCGACGUCGGCUACAGGAUCCAGAGGGAGAGGGAGGCGCUGUUUUACCCGUGCCAAAGCCUUGCUCUCCAGUCCCAAGUGACGGCCCAGGCGCGCUGUGAGCUGGUCAGCUGGCUCAUCCCAGUGCACAAACACCUCCGUUUGUCCUUUGAGUGCUGCUGCUUGACCGUGAACAUCAUGGACAGGUUCCUGGCAUGCACGCCAGUGGCCGCCGACUGCUUCCAACUUCUGGGUGUCACGUCGUUGCUGCUCGCCAGCAAAAAGGUGGAGGUGUGCUCCCCCAGCAUCAGCAACCUCCUGUCCUUGUGCUGCGACACUUUCACCAAGGAGCAGCUCCGCAACCUGGAGUGUCUCAUCCUGCUGCGCCUCCAUUUCCGCCUGGGCGCGCCCACCCUGGCCUUUUUCCUGGAUUACCACGCCAACCGGACGGGAGCCGGUGCCGGGCCCCAGGGGCGCCGCGGCAGCCUUGCCCAAAAGGUGUGCGAGCUGAGCCUGGCCGACUACGCCUUCAACAAGUACGCCCCGUCUCUGACCGCCAGCUGCGCCCUGAACGUCGCACGCGAGCUGCUCCAGGCCGAGCACGUGAGCGGCGGGUCGGAGGACCAAUCAAAGGGCGACGUAAUGGAGGUUCGGAACGGGAGCAACCGCGGCAGUUUGGCUCGGGAGUGCCGAGACAACCUGAAACUGCUCGCUACUCUCAACCAGGCGACCCUGGAUCAGCUCAACGACAUGUGAACUGAAAGUGAAUUUACGUAGCAAAUUUUGACCGCAUCCACCCUUGUAGCUUACUCACAAAAAUGUUGUCGCGAUAUUUGUGUCAAAUUGUCUCCUAAAAUGCACUCUAAAUUUUAGGGGUGAACCGCUUAUCCUUACAAGUAGUGCAGGAGUGCCGGAGCCUAUCCCUGGCAACUUCGGGGGAAAGGAGGAUUUACACCCUGAACUGGUCGCCAGCCAGUCGCAGGGCACUUAAUCUGACCUUCUCUAGGCUUUUUAAUGCAAGUACAAAAAUUCAAUGUUUCAGUACUUUUGUUCAACAACAAUGAGCUGAAUGCCAAAAUAAACAGCAGGUGCUUGUUCCAUAAACCGAGCGAUACAUUUCCAAAUACGUACACUUCCGUAGGACAACAAUAACUUUGUGCUAAACUAAUCGGGCCCAGAUUUCGUACUAACUAAAUACAUCUGUGACCAAUUUGAGAGGAUAUUAUUAUUAUUUUCUGUAUUUAUAGUUGUUUUGUGACAUUUGUAUCUGUUGGUGUGGCCGUGAGAUUGGUGUCAUGUAAAAUAUGUGCCUUUGCUAAAUAAAUUUGG
Molecule: messenger RNA, 1530 nt
Organism: Syngnathoides biaculeatus (alligator pipefish)
Lineage: Eukaryota; Metazoa; Chordata; Actinopteri; Syngnathiformes; Syngnathidae
Product: cyclin-O protein B
Exons: 3
Coding region: 1-957 (318 amino acids)
Biological process (GO): regulation of cyclin-dependent protein serine/threonine kinase activity; mitotic cell cycle phase transition
Cellular component (GO): cyclin-dependent protein kinase holoenzyme complex; centrosome; cytoplasm
Molecular function (GO): cyclin-dependent protein serine/threonine kinase regulator activity
Source: RefSeq, a predicted model, not a curated record